This is a messenger RNA of Sphaeramia orbicularis (orbiculate cardinalfish), 7112 nucleotides long. RefSeq names its product nucleoporin 98 and 96 precursor (gene nup98). The record is from RefSeq and is a predicted model, not a curated record. Gene Ontology annotation, cellular component: nuclear pore cytoplasmic filaments; nuclear pore. Gene Ontology annotation, biological process: protein import into nucleus; post-transcriptional tethering of RNA polymerase II gene DNA at nuclear periphery; telomere tethering at nuclear periphery. Lineage: Eukaryota; Metazoa; Chordata; Actinopteri; Kurtiformes; Apogonidae. Gene Ontology annotation, molecular function: structural constituent of nuclear pore; RNA binding. The transcript has 35 exons. Bases 190 to 5724 code for a protein of 1844 amino acids.
AUACGAGGUGGCUGUUAAGUCAGUUUUCCCUCCUCGGUGUUAAGCUAACGAGCCGUGCUAAUGUUUAGCUGAAGACACUUUUACUGUUCACCGUUUUGAUUUCCGUUGAGAAGGGAAAGGCUGAAUACAAACUGAACAUCAGUACAGCACAGGUGAAGAGGACGUAUGUGGUCCUGCUAGCAGGCCAAGAUGUUCAACAAGUCGUUCGGCACUCCCUUUGGUGGAGGGACCGGGGGAUUCGGCACAUCAUCGACAUUUGGUCAGCAAAAUACAGGUUUUGGAACAACAGGAGGGUUUGGGACAUCUGCUUUUGGGACAACCAGUAAUGCUGGAGGAUUGUUUGGUUCCACUCAGAAUAAACCAGGUGGUCUGUUUGGUACAAACACAUUCAGCCAGCCGGCGACAUCAUCCACCAGCACUGGCUUUGGUUUCGGACCUGCCAGCGGUACUUCAACCAGUCUGUUUGGAAACACAGGGACAGGAACCAGUGGAGGUCUCUUUUCUCAGCAGAACAAUGCAUUUGGAGCGAAUAAACCCGCAUCUUUUGGGAGUUUUGGGACAAGUACUAGCAGCGGAGGGCUGUUUGGGUCAACAAACACCACCUCUAACCCAUUCGGUGGUAACUCCCUGUUUGGAGGCUCUGGGUUCUCUGCUGCACAGCAACCAGGGACUACAGUGAAAUUCAACCCUCCAACAGGAAGUGAUACAAUGGUGAAAGCAGGUGUGACUACAAGCAUCAACACUAAACACCAGUGUAUCACAGCCAUGAAGGAGUAUGAAAACAAAUCUCUGGAGGAAUUGAGACUUGAGGACUACCAGGCUGGCAGGAAAGGCCCAACCAAUCCCAUGGCUGCAGGGACAGGCAGUCUGUUUGGUUCUGCCACAGCCACAUCUAGUGCUCCCACUGGCCUGUUUGGCUCCUCUGCCCCCAACACCAGCUUCUCUUUCGGACAGAACAAGAGCACCUUUGGCACAAGUACUGGUGGCUUUGGCACGACCACCGGUGGUCUGUUUGGUCAGCAGAAUCCACAGCAGGCUGCCAGCCUCUUCAAACCAUUUGGUCAGACCACCACCGCCCCAAGCACUGGAUUCUCCUUUGGCAACACAAACACCAUGGGUCAGGCCAACACCAGCAGCAUGGGUCUGUUUGGGAACACGGCAGCGUCUCAAUCAAGCGGACUGUUUGGCACCGCUCAGACGAGUACGGCCACUGGCUUCGGGACGAGCACUGGGCUGUUUGGACAAACCAACACUGGAUUUGGAAAUGUCGGCACACAGCAGAGUCUGUUUGGGAAUAAGACCACAGGUUUUGGCGCCACCACCACCAGUGCACCAUCCUUCGGCACUGGCACCAGUCUCUUUGGUAACAAACCAGCGCUCACACUCGGAACAGGAACCAACACCUCAACCUUUGGCUUUGGUGCAAACCCUGCUGGAGGAAGUCUGUUUGGGAACAAGCCAGCUGCUGGUGGACUGGGGACUGGACUGGGCACUGGCUUUGGAACAGCUGUGGGCACUGGGCAGACAUCUCUGUUCGGGAAUAACCAGAACAAAUUGGGCACCACACUAGGAACGAUGGGGACGUUCGGAGCAACAGGUUUUAACAGUGGAACCAGCAAUGUAUGCUUUGGCGCUCCGCAACAGCCUGUGGGUCAGUCGCUCAGUGAUCCGAACGCAACAGCAGCCCAGCAGGCCAUGCUCCAGCAACAGCUCAGUGUUCUGGCAUACUCACCAUAUGGAGAUUCACCUCUUUUUAGAAACCCCAUGUCAGACCCAAAAAAGAAAGAAGAGCGUCUGAAACCAACUAAUCCAACGGCUCAGAAGGCUCUGACCACACCCGCCCACUACAAGCUGACCCCUCGACCCGCCACCCGAGUCCGGCCAAAAGCACUCACGUCUUCAGGGGCGUCGAAGUCCCAGCUCUUUGACGGCCUGGAUGACGAUGAGCCCUCGCUCACCAAUGGGGCCUUCAUACCCAGAAAGAGCAUCAAGAAGCUGGUGCUGAAAAACUUGAACAGCAGUCAGUACAGCAGUCCACUCAACAAAGAGACAGAUGACCUCGCUUCACCGUCAGAGUAUCCACAGAAUGGACACAACCAUAUGGAUGAGGAGGAGGAGCUCAGGGAGGCCCCGGGCCCCAGCAACCAAACAGAUGAUGACCCAGAGGUCACCCAGUUCUAUGUCAACCCCAUCGCCAAACCAAUCCCUCAAGGCCGAGCUCAGACCAGCCUCCAGGACACCAUCAGCGACCUGAAUAUGCACAAACCAACCAGGAGCAGUCUGGAGCUGAGCAGUGAUGAUGUAUCAGCGUCUUUGGGAGAGGAGUCUCUGCAGGAGGAUAAAGAGGAGGAGCAGGUGGAGUCACAACAAUCUCCACAUCCAGCAGGCAUUGUUUUAAACCGUGUGGGUUACUACACCAUCCCUUCUCUGGAGGAUCUGGCUGAGAUGGUUGAUAGUAAUGGAGACUGUGUGGUGGAAAAUUUCACUGUCGGCCGCAAAGGGUAUGGCUCCAUCUUCUUCCCUGGAGAAGUGAAUGUGACAGGAUUGCACCUCGAUGAGAUCGUCCACUUUAGACGCAAAGAGGUCAUUGUAUACCCUGACGACAAAAACAAGCCUCCUGAGGGGGAGGGCCUUAACAGACGGGCAGAGGUGACCCUGGAUGGUGUUUGGCCAAAUGAUAAGACGACUUGCACUCAGAUCAGGAGUCCAGAGCGUCUGACCGACAUGAACUAUGAGGGUCGACUGGAGAAAGCUUCACGCAAGCAGGGAGCGCGUUUCCUGGAGUACAGACCUGAGACCGGAUCCUGGGUCUUUGAGGUGGCCCAUUUCUCCAAAUAUGGCCUCCAGGACUCAGACGAGGAGGAGGAAGUCCCUCCCAAAGUCGACCCUAAGAAGCUGAAGACGAUGACUCUCCCUCCCUCCAGGCUGCAGCAGCUUCCUCCUACACAGCAGCAGGUGGCGCCACAGGCUCAGUCCACAGUCGUUAUGGAUCUUCCUAGCGGUGUGGCAGAGGUGGACAGCGACAUGGCUGACAUCACCCAGAGCUUCCCGACAGAGAGCAUGCUGGGAGGAGAACAGGAGGGUGACCUCAGUGGUGGUGGGCUGACGGCGGGGGAGAUGGACAUGACAAGCAGUCAACUCGGAGGUUUGAUCUCCGCAGAGCACGACUCUCUGUCCGCCUCCACACAUAUUGCAUCUUCACUGGGAAUCAACCCACACACGCUGCAGAUCAUGAAGGCAUCUCUGUUCGCUGAGGAUGAGGAGGAGUGUGGAGACCUGUUCCAUGAUCACGGAGCAAUGAAGAUGUCCACUGACAUCUCAUCUCCUCGUAUUGUCCUGCCUGGAGCUCCGAGCCGAACGCCUGGUGGUCUCCUUCAGGCCCGGUUCACCUCAGGCCUCCUCUCCCAGCUCCCAGAUUCACCCAAACCUCCCUUCCCCCCUCCCUCUCUGUCCCGAGCAUCUCCGGCUGCUAUCGACAGCUCCCGCUCCAUACAGUGGGCGGGGCCUGGGCCCUCCUUCUUCAUGCUACCACCUCGGACUGCAGAGCCCGCCAUUCGAACCGUUGGGGCCCGGAGGCUUGGGGGCCCUGUGCCCUUGAAAGAGUCGGUCACUCAGGGCAAGGGUGGGUUACUGAUGGAUGCAGGGCUGUUCGCUGGGCGUUCGUUUCGGGUUGGAUGGGGUCCUGGUUGGACUCUGGCGCACUGUGGAGACCGGCUAAGCUCACCACCGGCCAAACAACUUGACAACCAAGAGACCACCAAAACUGACUUCAGCUUCCUGCCAAAACCUGCCAGGAGCAAACCCCUCACUGAGAGCCCCUAUAAGGUGGUUCUGGAGCAACUGGUGGGUCUAGGCCCCACGGAAGGGAAGAACGCUGAGGAAGAGGAGGACGAAGAGAGGCAGGUGGUCUUACAGCGCCCAUUGGAAAUCUGCCUGAAGCACAGCACUGUCAGCAGCUCAGAUAUGUCCGAAUGCCCAUUGGUGCAACCUCAGCCCGGUGUCACAGCGCUGCAUGAGUACGCAGAGUGGAUCACUGAGCUCAACGACAAGCAGGGUGACACAGACCCCCUGCUUGGGUACUGGGCCGAGGUCUGGACCCUGUGUGAGGCCCUGUGGGGGCGACUGGGCCCCGCAGACCAGGAGUCUGACGUGGAGACCACCACCGAUUAUCAGCAGCAGUUGGAGAGGAGGCGGACUUUCUCUGCUUGGUUGGCCCAUGGUGCCACCUACAGGGUGGAGGAUGAGGUGUCACUGGCAGGAAAAGGACGUCACACAGACGCCAUCUUCAGCUACCUGACAGGAAACCGCAUCAGCGAGGCAUGCCGACUCGCUCAGAAGGAAGGAGACCACCGUCUGUCCCUGCUGCUGUCUCAGGCUAUGGGCUCGCAGUACUGCAGAGACCUACUGGGCCUUCAGCUCGCAGACUGGAACCGCAUGCAGACCGACAGCUACCUGACAGAAGAGAGGCUUCGAAUCUUUGCCCUGCUCACCGGGAAACCUGUGUGGCAGUCUUCAGACUCAGUGGUGAAUGUCUGCUCUGAGUUGGACUGGAAACGCUGUGUGGCCGUUCACCUCUGGUUCAUGUUGCCUCCUACUGCCUCUGUGGCUGACGCCCUCGCCAAGUACGAAGCUGCCUUUAAGGGUUUAUGUGAGGGUGGAAAGUACGCCUGCGCCCCUCUGCCUCCAUACCUAGAAACCGAGCAGCCAGAUCUGGAGGACAGUGAAGAGGAGGAGGAGAGUAAACGGCCACUGUACGACCUCUGCUUUCACCUGCUCAAACUCUACAGCGACAGACACUACAGUCUGCAGCAGCUGUUGGACCCUCUGAGCGUCACCUGGGAGCGUCUGGAUUAUCGUCUAAGCUGGCACUUGUGGGGCGUCCUGCAGUCGCUUCACUACAGCCAUCUGAGCGCCUCCAGGCAGGGACUCCUCCACGCCAGCUACGCCGCUCAGCUGGAGAGCGCUGGCCUCUGGCACAUGGCUGUCUUCAUCCUCCUGCACAUCCCUGACCACAUUCAGCGAGAGCGAGCUGUCAGAGAGCUGCUGACCCUCCACUGCCCCCUGCAGGACACAGAUGAGUCUGUUCAGAGGGAGCGCUUCCUGACUGAGAGGCUGCUGAUCCCGGAGCGCUGGAUCCACGAGGCCAAAGCCACCAGAGCCCGACGAGACGGCGACAGACACCAGGAGGCUCUGCACCUGUACCGGGCUGGAUACUGGAACCAGUGUCACCGACUGCUGAUCCAGCACCUGGCCUCAGACUGCAUCAUCAACGAUAAUCACGACUACCUUCUGGAGUUCCUGGAGGGGCUGGCGGUCCCUGAACACUGCGCCACUAUCCAGGACUGGGACAUGGCUGGGAGGGUUUACCUGGACUACAUCAGGGUGAUCAAGACUCUGCAGGACAUUCAGCAGAUGGAGAACACUGGUUAUGAGCUGGAGCGUCUUUACACCGAGGUGACAUCUCUGUGCAGUAGAAUUGAGUUACUGCCAUGCAGCACCGCUAGAGACAGACUCGCCCAAUCAGAAAUGGCGAAGCGCGUGGCAAACAUCCUGCGCGUGGUCCUCAGUCUGCAGCAGGGCGACGGCGCCACGGACGCCCUCAGCAUCCCGUUGGCUCAGCUGGCGCCGCACAUCAGCCGCCUGCCGAUGCCCGAGGACUACACACUGGAGGAGCUGCGAGGGCUCACACAGUCCUACCUGAGGCAGCUCAUCGUCAGCCAGUGAGUGCUCAGAACCGCGGUGAGGGGACGGGAAAUGACAGAAAUCAAACAUUCAGACACACAAUGUUUACUGACGCCGACUCGGUUUUAGUUCGGAUGAUUUGUGUUUCUGCUUCUCCAGCGCCUUGAGUUAAACAUCAGGUCAGCGCUUCAGUAUGCCAUUCCUCACUAAGUGUAUGUGUGUGUGUCUGUGUGUGUGUGUUUAGGGAGUGUUUUGGUCAUAACCAAUCGGAGAACGACACAAAAUGACCUGAGUUCCCCUUAAAAGAUGAGUCUCCUGUCAUAUUUCAGCCUGUCUAAUCCAAAUCUCAUAUAACCUGUAUAAAAGUACUGUGCCAUCUGCAGACCUCGAAGGGAAGUUUUGUAUUUUUCCAGGCAGUUUAUCCUCGUUUCUAAUGAACAUUAACAUUAAUAUUCAAACAAACUACUGAAACUCUCAGAUGAGAGAUGAAAGCUGCAGAUUCACUCGUUCAUUGGAAUCAGACCUGCUCCAAUGCAGGGAAAUAAGAAAAGUCAUGCUUGGAAUAUUUUUUAAUACUACCAUCCUGAGAUUGUGAAGUGAAUAUUUCAUAAAGUUGAAGUAACAAAGUCAGUUUUCUUGUGAUAAUGGGUUGCUUUGUCUUCAGAGACUAUGAUUUCAUGAGGUAUUUUGUCCAGGUAACCAAAUAAUAAAUCUGUAGUUUGAAUGGAUGAGUCAUUAUUUAUAAAUGGAUCUUUUUUUGUAUGAACAUAUGAUUGAUGACAAAAUGUCUUAACAAAAACAGUUUUCUCCAGCAAAAUGUGUGGAUGCAUUAUUCAUAAUAAAAAUGAUGUGAAACACAAUAGAACACCAGGGUAAGGCAAUGAGUCAAGAAACAUACACAGCUACUGUAAUACACUGUUUUAGACAUUGAUCAAAUAUUGCUCGACACCAACUUAUUUGGAGUGAAUGAUGGAUCUGAAACUAGUGUGCGAUGAUGUAAUGUUAGAUACAGAUUCAUGCUCACUCCGAUGUUUAAAAUCAUUUGGCCGAUAGCUGAUGUUUUGAUCAUUUUUGUAUUGAGGAAAUCACUUAAUCUUUCACGCCUCUCAGGCCUUCAUCACACAGUUGAAUGAGCAUAAAUUAGAUCGUACAUUGAAAGACACAGCCUUUUAUUUAUAUCACACAUCAAAUAAAUGUCGUCACAUUGGUCACGUAUUGACCAGUGUCCGUUUGUCUCUAAUUAUAUGUAAUUUGAGGAAACCACCUUUAGUGGUCUGGAGAAAACAUGAAAAAUUAAUCUGUUAUUUUGAUUAAAAUUAGCUUUGUUUAUCUUUUGCUUGAUUUGUGAUCUUAAGAUAAAGGUAUGAAAAACUAUUAGCACGGCCAUUCUGUCUCCUGUAUCGAGUCGAGGCUCCAUGAUCCCAUUUUUU